Zophobas morio is the source of this 702-nucleotide messenger RNA. RefSeq lists its product as uncharacterized. The transcript is spliced from 7 exons. NCBI's taxonomy places the organism in Eukaryota, Metazoa, Arthropoda, Insecta, Coleoptera, Tenebrionidae. The record is from RefSeq and is a predicted model, not a curated record. Bases 1 to 702 code for a protein of 233 amino acids.
AUGUCCCACAAUGAUGCGUUGGUGUCACCGCUAUGCUAUUUGUUCAAUCUAAUUUUAAAUACGUCCACAUAUCCUUCUUUAUGGAAGACAGCAAAAGUCAUUCCAGUUUAUAAAACAGUUAUUAAUGAACAACACGGAUUCGUGAAAGGUCGAUACACUUGCACGAAUUUGUGUGAAUUUUCACAAAUUGUUUUAAAUGCAAUUGCUAAUCGUAUGCAAGUUGACAUAAUCUAUACUGAUAUGACAAAAGCAUUUGAUAUAGUAGAUCAUGAAAUUUUAGUGUGUAAACUCAGUCGGUUAGGUUUGUGCCAAAGUUUACUGGUUGGCAUCAGACCAUCACCUUUAAUUGUCGGCUUCUGCAGCUUUGUUAAUAACGUUCGGAUAGUCGACUUGUGGACAUUGAAUACGGGAUAUGUAAGGUUGCUGGUCCAGUGCCUGACAAGAAAGCUACUUAUUCAGCGGUCUCCUGAAGAACACUUUACAGCUGCAGCUGACAGGAUCCUCUUCAAUACGAAUAGUAAUACGGAUAAGAUACGAGAUGCAAAUGAAAACACUGUGGACUGUCUGCUGUAUUGGAUGCAUUUUACCGUUAUUAUAUUUUUGACACUAGCGAAAUCCAUGGGCUCGAACUACAUAGUUUCAGAAGCAGCAAAGGUGGAGGACUAUGUGUUCGAGUAUUUAGACGAGUAUGUGUAUACAUAA